ACCCAUUAAGUAUGCGUUGAUCUUACAGUUAGUUAAUUCUUACAGGUCAAGUUCAUUACUGCUCGCAUUUCAGACAUUCAUCGCCUCUGCACUGCUCGCUUCUUCGAUGGAUUGGCAAGGGCAAAAGCUAGCGGAGCAACUGAUGCAGAUACUGCUGGUGUCAUCUGCUUUUGUGGCGUUCAUCGCGGGCUACAUAUUGGGUUCAUUUCAAACCAUGAUAUUGAUUUAUGCUGGCGGUGUUGUGCUCACGUCUCUGAUCACCAUUCCAAACUGGCCCGUUUUCAAUCGCCACCCUCUCAACUGGUUGGAUCCGGUUGAAGCCGAAAAGCACCCAAAACCACAGGCCGCUAAUUCUAGUUCUAAGAAGAAAACCUCCAAGAAGUAGGAUGAGUCAGGACCUCUGUUUACCCUAUCUGUUGGAGGAGAACUUUCAUGUGAUGUUUGGCUGACAAUUUCCAAUAGAUUUUGGCAAAAUGAAACCAACACUUUUUUGUUUUCCCUAAAGUCAUUUACUCACAUAUCUUGCAUGUUUUAAUCCUGAAUUCCAGGCUCACAUAUCUUGGCUGACA
Messenger RNA from Ipomoea triloba (trilobed morning glory), 569 nucleotides. Its product is annotated as probable signal peptidase complex subunit 1. The coding region runs from base 107 to 385 and encodes 92 amino acids. The record is from RefSeq and is a predicted model, not a curated record. NCBI's taxonomy places the organism in Eukaryota, Viridiplantae, Streptophyta, Magnoliopsida, Solanales, Convolvulaceae. Gene Ontology annotation, biological process: protein targeting to ER. The transcript has 2 exons. Gene Ontology annotation, cellular component: endoplasmic reticulum membrane; signal peptidase complex.